AGUAGCCAGUUAUUUUGCUGGAUUCCGUUCUUCCGCGGGGCGGAAAAGGCAUGUCGGCCUGUGUCCCGACCGAUUCCAGUCCUCUUCCUUUGCAGGACCCCAUGAACAAGCUGUGGCGGCGCGGGAGCACCUCUGGGGCUAUGGAGGCCCCCGAGCCAGGCUCUCCUUCUGCAGGAGAAGCGCUGGAGCUGAGCCUGGCUGGUGCCCACGGCCACGGAGUACACAAGAAAAAACACAAGAAACACAAAAAGAAACACAAGAAGAAGCAUCACCAGGAAGAAGAGACUGGACCGACCCAGCCGGCUCCUGCCAAGCCCCAGCUUAAACUUAAAAUCAAGCUGGGUGGCCAGGUCCUGGGCACCAAGAGUGUCCCUACCUUCACUGUGAUCCCUGAGGGGCCACGAUCACCUUCUCCCCUGAUGGUAGUGGAUAAUGAAGACGAGCCUAUGGAAGGAGUGCCUCUCGAGCAGUACCGAGCCUGGCUGGAUGAAGAUAGUAACCUGUCCCCCUCCCCGCUUCGGGGCCUGCCAGGGGAUCUGGAGGGCCAGGAAGAGGAGGAGGAGCAGAGGUGGCUAGAUGCCCUGGAGAAGGGGGAGCUGGAUGACAAUGGAGACCUCAAGAAGGAGAUCAACGAGAGGCUGCUCACUGCAAGGCAGCGAGCCCUACUCCAGAAGGCGCGGAGUCAGCCAUCCCCUACCCUGCCUUUGCCGGUGGCUGGGGGAUGCCCAGCCCCUGCCCUCACGGAGGAGAUGCUACUGAAGCGUGAGGAGCGGGCACGGAAGCGGAGGCUGCAGGCAGCGAGGCGGGCGGAGGAGCACAAGAAUCAGACAAUUGAGCGUCUCACUAAGACGGCCGCUCCUAGCGGGCGAGGCGGGCGUGGGGCAGCGCGGGGCGAGCGGCGCGGAGGGCGGACGGCUGCCCCGGCCCCCGCACCCAUGGUGCGCUACAGCAGCGGGGCACAGGGCUCCACCCUGUCCUUUCCUCCCGGCGUCCCCACACCCGCCGCAGUGGCGCAGCGGCCCGCCCCGUCGGGCCCCGCUCCGCGCUGCUCGGUCCCUGGCUGCCCCCACCCUCGUCGAUACGCCUGCUCCCGCACGGGCCAAGCCCUUUGCAGCCUACAGUGCUACCGCAUCAACCUACAGCUACGGCUGGGUGGACCCGAGGGCCCGGGGUCCCCCCUCCUGGCCACCUAAGGCCUCUCCCGUGCCACGUUUCCGCUGUCUCCUCCACCCUAUUAAAUUUCUUCUGGUGCC
Molecule: messenger RNA, 1253 nt
Organism: Psammomys obesus (fat sand rat)
Lineage: Eukaryota; Metazoa; Chordata; Mammalia; Rodentia; Muridae
Gene: Ino80b
Product: INO80 complex subunit B
Exons: 5
Coding region: 51-1193 (380 amino acids)
Biological process (GO): chromatin remodeling
Cellular component (GO): Ino80 complex
Source: RefSeq, a predicted model, not a curated record